Messenger RNA from Bacidia gigantensis, 372 nucleotides. RefSeq lists its product as uncharacterized. The transcript has a single exon. The record is from RefSeq and is a predicted model, not a curated record. Bases 1 to 372 code for a protein of 123 amino acids. NCBI's taxonomy places the organism in Eukaryota, Fungi, Ascomycota, Lecanoromycetes, Lecanorales, Ramalinaceae.
AUGAGUGACGGCACACUAGGACAAUAUCAAAGGAGAGCGUCGUUAUCAGACGCCUUGGGAGAUCCUGCAAGACGAGCCACUGUAGAUGAACAUCGGAGGAAAACUCUUGCGAGAAUAGGAGGUAAAGCUAGCGUGGGUUCGACCAGGCUAGGAGAAGAUGUGAUCGUAGAAGAGGAGGAAAUAUCAUCUGAAGAGAGUGGAGUAGACCCUGGGACGAGGCAAACGGACUCUGGUGAUGUGGAUCUUGAGCGUCAAGGCAAUUAUGGGACGAUUGAUCCAGAGCAAGGAAGUAGCAAGGGCAACAAGGAUAGUAAGAGAAAGCCGCCGCCAGGGAGGGGUGAGUCGUACUUCAAGGAGAUGAGUUGGGAGUAA